This is a messenger RNA of Zea mays, 1737 nucleotides long. RefSeq names its product UDP-glycosyltransferase 85A7. Lineage: Eukaryota; Viridiplantae; Streptophyta; Magnoliopsida; Poales; Poaceae. The transcript has a single exon. Bases 65 to 1534 code for a protein of 489 amino acids. The record is from RefSeq and is marked provisional. Gene Ontology annotation, molecular function: quercetin 7-O-glucosyltransferase activity; quercetin 3-O-glucosyltransferase activity.
CUAGCCACCACCAGUAGCAAGUAGGCACUAUAAGCACUAGGAAGUAGCUAAAGCAGUCAUAACCAUGGGUUCGCUGCCGCCGGUGGACGGGCAGAGACGCCCCCCACACGUUGUGAUGAUCCCGUACCCGGCGCAGGGCCACAUCACGCCGAUGCUGCAGUUUGCCAAGCUCCUCCAUACUCGCGGCUUCCACGUCACCUUCGUCAACAACGAGUUCAAUCAUCGACGCCACCUGCGUGCGCGAGGGCCCAACGCGCUCGACGGCACGGAUGGGUUUCGCUUCACCGCCAUCGACGACGGUCUCCCGCUCUUUGAAGCGGACGCCACCCAGGACAUCCCCGCGCUCUGCCACUCCACCUUGACCACCUGCCUGCCCCGGUUUAAGGAUCUCAUCGCCAGGAUUAACGCCGAGGCUGAGGCCGAGGGACAACCCACCGUGACAUGCGUCGUCGGCGACAGCACCAUGACCUUCGCGCUCCGCGCCGCGCGAGAGCUCGGCCUCCGCUGCGCUACACUCUGGACCGCCAGCGCCUGCGGCUUCAUCGGCUACUUCCACUACCGCCACCUCGUCGAGCGUGGUAUGGUCCCCCUCAAGAACGAGGAGCAGCUCACGGACGGGUACCUAGACACCAUCGUCGACUGGAUCCCGGGCGCGCCCAAGGACCUGCGGCUCCGGGACUUCCCGAGCUUCGUGCGCACCACGGAUCCGAACGACGUCAUGCUCAACUUCUUCAUCCACGAGACGGAGGGCAUGUCGCAGGCGUCGGCGGUGGUCAUCAACACCUUCGACGAGCUCGACGCGACGCUGCUCGCUGCCAUGGCGAAGCUCCUGCCGCCCAUCUACACCGUGGGCCCGCUCCAGCUGACGGUGCGGAACAACGUGCAGGCGAACAGUCCUGUCGCUGCUAUUGGGUCCAACCUGUGGAAGGAGCAGGAGGCGCCGCUCCGGUGGCUCAACGGCCGUGCGCCGCGCUCCGUUGUGUAUGUCAACUUCGGGAGCAUCACGGUGAUGUCCAACGAGCAGCUGGUCGAGUUCGCGUGGGGGCUGGCCAACACCGGCUACUACUUCCUAUGGAACGUACGCCCGGACCUCGUCAAGAGUGGCGACUCCGCCGGGCUGCCGCCAGAGUUCUCAGCUGCGACAGAGGGACGAAGCAUGCUGUCUACGUGGUGCCCGCAGGCAGCUGUGCUGGAGCAUGAUGCCGUGGGGGUGUUCCUGACGCACUCCGGGUGGAACUCCACGCUGGAGAGUAUUUGCGGCGGCGUUCCCAUGCUGUGCUGGCCCUUCUUCGCCGAGCAGCAGACCAACUGCCGAUACAAGUGCACCGAGUGGGGCAUCGGAAAAGAGAUCGGUGACGAUGUACAGCGGGGCGAGGUAGAGUCGCUCAUACGGGAGGCCAUGGAGGGGGAGAAAGGGCAAGAGAUGCUCCGGCGCGUGACUGAACUCAGGGACAGCGCCGUGGCCGCUGCAGGGCCUGACGGACGGUCUAUGCGCAACGUAGACAGGCUCAUCGAAGAGGUGCUCCUAGCCUAGAUUGAGCACUGGUGAACAUCAUAGCAGUCAUGUGUCUUCGCGUCUGGCACUCCAAUCGAUUCAAAUCCUUUGUGUUUUGAUGUCAAGCGUUUACUUUCGGUACCCAUAAAAGUAUUUUCUCGUACAAGGUGGUGAUUACACGCAAAGCACAUUGUUAUAAGUUCAGUUUGUAAGAUCUAUGGGUAAAACCAAGCGUUUUGUAU